AUGCCGGACCCCAUCAUUCCACGCUUCACGCCGCAGAAUAAGGCGACCCACGAACGUCUCUCGACAAACACAGUUGGUCUCGUAGCGCUAUCCGACUUCCGCAAGCGAAGAGCAGAGGUCCUCGAGCAGCAGGAGCGCGAAGCUCGCGAGGCGGCCAUCUCGGGCACGUCCACUUCGGCACCGGACCGUUCCCUGACGGGCAGUCCUGACCAGGCCGCCAGCGACAGCGCCAGCGGACCCGGCGCAGGGCCACUGAAGAAGAAGAAGAAGAAGAAGAAGAAGGAGAAGGAUAAGAACCAGCAGCGGCAGCAGCAGGGGAAGAAGCUCUUGUCGUUUGCCGACGAGGGAGAAGAAGGCGACGGCGCGCUCGCGUCCGAGGAGGCCAAGACCACCGGGCCGGGGGGCGACGCGGAGGCGGCGAAGCGCAGGCUCAAGGCCAACGCAUCGGUCGGCGUGGUGCCCAGGGCCGUGACCAAGGCGGCCCUGCUGAAGGAGGCGGCGGAGCGGGAGGCCCUGCGGCGGGAGUUUGUGGCCAUCCAGGAGGCGGUCAAGGCGACGGAAUUCGCGAUCCCCUUUAUAUACUACGACGGAGCCAACAUACCGGGCGGGACGGUGCGGGUCAGCAAGGGCGAUUUUAUCUGGGUGUUUUUGGACAGGAGCCGCAAGGUGGCGGCCGAGCGAAGACCCGGCGAGCAUGGCAACCAGCGACGGGCUUGGGCACGGGUUGGCGUGGACGACUUGAUGCUGGUGAGAGACACGGUCAUCAUUCCGCAUCAUUACGACUUUUAUUUCUUCAUCAUCAACAAGUGCGUCGGGCCCACGGGUCUCCGCCUCUUCGACCAUGGCAGCGAAGCGCCGCUGGACAAGGAGGGCUCGGGAAACGAGGCUGGCCCGUCCGGCAUCAACCACCUCAGCACGGCGGCAUCACGAGCCGCCGCGGCCCAGAGCGUCGCCGACAUCAAGACGCUCGAAGGGGCAGCAGACGAGCCCGCCCGGACCAAGAUAGUCGACCGUCGGUGGUACGAGCGGAACAAGCACAUCUACCCCGCGAGCACCUGGCAACAUUUCGAUCCGGAAAAAGACUAUGCCGGCCAAAUCCGCAAGGACACGGGGGGCAACACGUAUUUUUUCUCCAAGUGA
Molecule: messenger RNA, 1140 nt
Organism: Ustilaginoidea virens
Lineage: Eukaryota; Fungi; Ascomycota; Sordariomycetes; Hypocreales; Clavicipitaceae
Exons: 2
Coding region: 1-1140 (379 amino acids)
Biological process (GO): chromatin organization
Cellular component (GO): nucleus
Source: RefSeq, a predicted model, not a curated record